This is a messenger RNA of Drosophila montana, 1266 nucleotides long. It is a transcript of the gene Dh31, whose product is annotated as diuretic hormone class 2. Bases 232 to 582 code for a protein of 116 amino acids. The record is from RefSeq and is a predicted model, not a curated record. The transcript has 5 exons. Gene Ontology annotation, molecular function: G protein-coupled receptor binding; diuretic hormone activity. Lineage: Eukaryota; Metazoa; Arthropoda; Insecta; Diptera; Drosophilidae. Gene Ontology annotation, biological process: body fluid secretion.
CCGAUUCCACUUGGGUUUCGGUUCCAAAGCGGUGCAGUUAUAAGCGGAAAUAUCCUGAGACUAACAUAGAGCAGCGCAGUGCGAAAGCCAGCGACGGUUGAAAUCGCCUUUAACUUGCAAAAAUAUUAAGUCGUGCAAAUUUGAAUAUCCUACAACAUUUUUAAGACUCAUCUAAAAACUUCUCUCAUUUUUUGGCUUUAUCUCAAAAAAGGCUAGUUAAAUCGCAGCGCAAUGAUGACAAAUCGCUUCGCUUUCUGCGCCUUGGCAUUGAUGACCAUUUAUCUGCUGGCAAUCUCGAGGACCGACGCUGCACCCAUGCCCAGUCAAAGUGCCAACGGCGGCUAUGGCUCCUACAACGAGCUCGAGGAGGUGCCCGACGACCUUCUGAUGGAGCUGAUGACACGCUUCGGUCGCACCAUAAUCCGAGCACGUAACGAUUUGGAAAACUCGAAGCGCACCGUCGACUUUGGAUUGGCGCGCGGCUAUUCCGGCACACAGGAGGCAAAGCAUCGCAUGGGCCUGGCUGCGGCCAACUUUCCCGGCGGACCGGGUCGGAGGCGACGAUCCGAGACCGAGGCUUAAACGGGCGAUGAUCACGACCACGAGAUGAUGUCUUACCAAAAAAAAAAAACGAAUUCCCCAAAAGCUACAAGAAACUAACAACAGAUAUUGUUACGAUUUCCACAGUCUUUAUACUAAUGUACAAUUUGAACUGUUCGCAGCCAUUUUAAUCCCAUUUAAUUACAAUACUAUUGAUACUUCCUGUUACGCAUUGUAUAUACAUAUUAAUUGGCAUUUCUAUAGACGUGGGAAUAUUCGCGUUUUAGUUUUGAAAAAUUGUUGCUCCACUGUUGAAUGAAUUUAUGCACCCUCAAUCUUUAUAUAUUAAGAUCAUAAUCCACUCUCGCUCUCUCGCUCGACUUAAUGCCUGAAUAAAUAAAUAUACAUACAUAUAUAACCCAUUUAGUAAAAAUGUAGGAACAAGUACAAUGCUAUAACUAAAUUGAACUGUAAUUAAACUCGCGCAAAAAAUCUUUAAAUAGGUAUGCCUUAGUAUUAACACACAAAAUAUAUAUACACCCACAAAUAUAUAUCUAUAUAUAUAUCAAUAUAUAUCUAUAUAUGUAAGUAUGCACAUGAUAGUUGCCAUAGGCAACUUAUUUGCUAGAUCCAAAGUCAAAGAAGUGCAACUUAGUUUCCCGCUUACACGUUGAGUUAAUGAGUACUAUAUGAGAAAUAAAAAUAUUUUACUGUGUCACCUGAAAA